Didymella exigua CBS 183.55 is the source of this 880-nucleotide messenger RNA. RefSeq lists its product as uncharacterized. The record is from RefSeq and is a predicted model, not a curated record. The transcript has a single exon. Bases 85 to 546 code for a protein of 153 amino acids. NCBI's taxonomy places the organism in Eukaryota, Fungi, Ascomycota, Dothideomycetes, Pleosporales, Didymellaceae.
GUAUAGCCGCCACCAAACUUGAUCAUCAUAACACUCUUCCAACAACUUCUCCACCCACAUUCAAAUCUAUCACCAACAAUCAAAAUGGUCAACUUCCACAUCACCGAGCCUCACCCCUCCGCCAAGUCCUACCUGUACUCUGGCCGUGGAGGUGCUGGCAACGUUACCCGUGUAAAGGCCUCCGAGCUCACCGACGGCCGCACAGCAAGCGGCCCAGCAUCCCGUGUCAAGCUCACUCCUCCUCCUUCCUCUGGAUACUUCACCUCCGGCCGUGGUGGCGCCGGCAACAUGCGUGCUCACAAGGAGCGCGCCAUGUUCAGCUUCGACGAGGAACUUGAGCAGCAGGAACGCCUCCGCAGCCAGCAAGCCCCUGUCUACCACAUCGGUCGCGGCGGCGCCGGUAACCUUAUCGACGAGAUGAAGCCCAGGAGCCAGCGCCAGAACUCUGCAUCCUCUAGCAGCUCUGUUGAGAGCGAGAAGGACGGUGUCCGCCGGAGUCUCGAGAGGUGGGGCAGCCGUUUGUCGCGCAAGGUCUCCAACCACUAGACCACCUGCUAUUCAUCUUCUCUUCGCCAUCUCCUAUUACGGCAUGUCGAAUGCGGUCGAGGGCUGGUCCUGAUUCCCUCACAAUAUUCUACGACAUCUCCACCUCCAUCUCCAUUCAACAGCAUCAGCAAGGCGUUUCGGAUCUUGUACCAUUAUCACCAAAAGUUCAUCAUCAUUUCCACAACCAACGAGUAGAGCCGGUCUCAUAACAAGAUUUGAUACCAGGCGAUGCUCGGAAGAGGGCUGCUAUCUGCAUUUUCACGACCAGCGGCGAAGGAUAUACCCAGUGCCGAACCGGACAAAGAGUCCAUUGAAUAGGGUCGUAGACCACACA